AUGUCGACGCCUCAAUCCAUAGAACGGCAAGCAAGUCCAAACUUCUCCAUUGCUCGAUCUCCCUUUGGCAACUCCUACCUCUCACAAUCCCCCAUCGCUCAAGAAUCCAUAGCACGAGAUCUUGCAGAGUAUUCCGAAGAUGAAGUCGAACAACAAGAGAGCGAUGACGGGGAGAGCAGUUCCGAAUCAGAGUCCGAUACUUCAACUCUCCGGCCAGAUGUUGCUCACAACUCAAUGGCUAGCUCCUACCGGAGACCCAGCUUCGUUGCUUUUGGAGGUACGAGAGCAGCUAUCACACCGCAUCCGGGAGUAGACACGGCAUACCUUACGAAGAAAGAAAAGAAGCAGUCGAGGAAUGAAGAGAGGAGUUUGCUGCGGGAUAACCAUCUUGCUCCACCAAAACACGCAGAGCCGGCGCAAAGGAGUGCCUUCAGCCGAUUAUACAGGCGGUUAUUCAGCACCAAGAGACCAAAGACAGAAGCGGAUCUGGAAGUUCCUCCCGAAGCAAUAUUCACAGCACAGCCGUCGGAAACUUCAGCAUUACUACCAAACAGCGCACAGGAAUCAGCGCGAACACACCACGAACGAUUGAACAGGCAAUGGGAAGCAGCAGUGGCAGCAGGCAAGAUCAAGACGACAUGGCAGCGAGAAGCGAAGACAUUAUGGAGAUAUGCCAGUCCGCUGGUCGUAACAUUUCUCUUACAAUAUUCUCUCCCAGUUGCAAGUAUAUUCACCGUUGGCCAUCUGGGGACUCUGGAACUCGGUGCGGUGAGUUUGGCUAGUAUGACUGCGAAUAUUACUGGAUAUUCCAUUUAUCAAGGACUAGCUACGAGUCUGGAUACGCUGUGUGCGCAGGCUUAUGGUUCUGGGAAGAAACACUUGGUUGGAUUGCAGCUGCAGAGAAUGGUCUACUUUCUGUGGGCGCUGACCAUUCCUAUUGGCGUAAUCUGGCUGUCUGCAGAGAAGAUCCUAGAGAUGAUGGUCCCAGAGAAGGAAACUGCUAAACUCGCUGGACUUUAUCUGCGGAUCUUGCUUCUUGGAGCGCCUGGAUAUUCUUGUUUUGAGGCUGGGAAGCGAUUUGUGCAAUCCCAGGGGCUGUUUUCUGCUACUACCUACGUCUUGCUUAUUGCUGCACCCCUCAAUGCCUUCAUGAACUGGCUAUUUGUAUGGCAGUUCAAGUGGGGAUUUGUAGGAGCUCCGAUUGCCGUGGCUAUUACCGAUACUCUUCUUCCGAUCUUACUGCUUCUGUAUGUCAGGUUCGUAGAUGGAAGGCAAUGCUGGAAUGGGUUUACGAAGAAGGCGUUCCAUAAUUGGGGUCCCAUGAUCAAACUUGCUCUUCCUGGACUUAUCAUGGUGGAAGCAGAAUUUCUAGCUUUUGAAAUACUCACACUGGCGUCGAGCUACUUCUCGGUGACCCAUCUCGCAGCUCAGAGUGUUCUCAGCACCUUGACAGCACUUACCUUCCAAAUCCCCUUCGGCAUCUCAAUUGCAGCCUCCACGCGAGUAGCAAAUCUCAUCGGAGCCACGCUUUCAGACGCCGCAAAGACUAGCGCUAAAGUGGCCUUCGUAGUAGCAUCCCUAGUCGGCAUAUGCAACGUCCUCCUCCUCUCCAGCCUCCGAAACUCCAUCCCCCAACUCUUCACCUCGGACCCCGAAGUAAUCCGUCUCGUCUCGAGCGUCCUGCCCAUCUGCGCCGCCUUCCAGCUCUUCGACGCUCUGGCCGCAGAUUGUAACGGCUUGCUUCGCGGACUAGGAUACCAGGAGAUAGGUGGGUAUAUUAACCUGGUUUGCUAUUACGUGGUGGCGAUGCCGAUUAGUUUCGGCACUGCGUUUGGGCUGCAUUGGGAGUUGGAGGGGCUGUGGACGGGGGUGGCUAUUGCGUUGGGCUUGGUUGCUGCGGCUGAGGCCUGGUUCUUGAUAAAGGCGGAUUGGGGGGAAGGCGGUGGAGGAUGCGAAGACUAG
Lachnellula hyalina is the source of this 1962-nucleotide messenger RNA. It is a transcript of the gene YDR338C, whose product is annotated as putative transporter. Lineage: Eukaryota; Fungi; Ascomycota; Leotiomycetes; Helotiales; Lachnaceae. The transcript is spliced from 3 exons. Gene Ontology annotation, biological process: xenobiotic detoxification by transmembrane export across the plasma membrane. The record is from RefSeq and is a predicted model, not a curated record. Gene Ontology annotation, molecular function: antiporter activity; xenobiotic transmembrane transporter activity. The coding region runs from base 1 to 1962 and encodes 653 amino acids. Gene Ontology annotation, cellular component: membrane.